GGAAAUCUAAGCAUGGUUGAUUGAUACUGUACCUAUCAUUGAGCAAGAGUGGAAGACCAGUGCACGCGAGCUGACCAGGAUGCCCCUUCCCACGCUUUGCUUCCAUUCUCCUAAUCUUGUCAAUGGACAAAUGCACUGUCGACCACUCACACUAGGACCGUUUUACGACUUACCAAUGCUCUUUUAUCCGGUCUUGAGUCACGAGAACGACAGGUCUGCAAAUCCAUUGCUGAUGGGAUAUUAAAACCCCCCAGAUAACCCCUCCUGCCCCUCUAUUGCUUCAAACUCAUUUUCUGCUCUUCUAGCCAUCUCAAGAAGGAUCAGGACACUGACUGGACUUCGACACGAUCUACACCUCUAACUUCGGUUCACGGACUGUGACAGGCAGGUUCGGUCUUCUGCGCUAUUCACGGCUUCCCGCUUUUCUUUGAGCACGGCUGCGUCCUCGUAAAGGAAUCUGAACUGAGCAUCAACUACGUCACGCCGAACCUAUCGAUCUUCAAAGACUACAGAGCCGAGAUCAUCAACGACGCUUUGACUCGAACGUUGUGGUCAUUGAUAUCACAUGAGCCCUUGCUUUCCCUGGUACAAGUACGAGUACUAAGUAUCAACAACUGGUCAUUGAUAUUUCUUCUGCAUUUAUCACCUUGGCACUUCAACAACACAAACAUACCAUCUCUACAACAAGAGAAACGCAACUCCUGACCCACCUCAGCCUCGUCAACGACACCCUUCACCACCCUCUCAAGCAUAACCAGCAAACAACCAUCCUCCCACGAACAUUCCUAAACACAUCUUUGGCUAGAAAAACGGAAACAAAAUGUUUUUCAAACAGUCAGGCUACAAACCACGCACCCUCUCCGGAUCAUCUGAAGGAUCAUCCGGCAACAGAGCUGGAAGUCCUCCCAAAGAUGCCGGCAGCAAUAACAAGACGACUUCCGAAGCCAAGGGACCAGCGGCUAGUCCGGGCGCGGCAGGACGAAGAAGGUCCAGUGCCAACGCAGAAACCAAAUUCGCCGGCCUCAAUGCCACGAAGCGCAGCAGCGUCGACGAAAGGAGAGCAAACUGGGCUGACCAGAAGCCCGGGUCGCCCGGGAUGUUGCAGGGCAUGUGGAACAGCUUUACAAAGGGAACUUGAUCCUGGGACUUGAGGAAAUUUGUGAAUGACUAGUAGUGACGACUGACAAUAGCAAGACGACGAGACAGGGAAGAAAAAGGACAUCGCACGUUCUUCUUCACACGGCGUUGAGGCGCAAGCACAUACGAUUGAUAGGGCUGUCGAGGGGAAGGUAUCGUGAAAAGGGAAAUAUUUGAGGCGCGAGAUAUGUUAUUACUAGUGUCACUGGAACAGAAAAACCAGCACUAUAUCAGGAUGAGACGACGCUGAAAGGGGAUAUGGUAUGAAAGGAGUCUACAUUUUGCAACAUGUAUAACUAUAUUCAUAGUUUGCCACUGGGUAUUUGAUUCACA
Molecule: messenger RNA, 1470 nt
Organism: Exophiala xenobiotica
Lineage: Eukaryota; Fungi; Ascomycota; Eurotiomycetes; Chaetothyriales; Herpotrichiellaceae
Exons: 2
Coding region: 821-1138 (105 amino acids)
Source: RefSeq, a predicted model, not a curated record